AGCAGCUGUUGCAGUAUUCUGUUUCGGAAAAGUGAAAGUAUAUCUGCAACAGUUGGCGUUGAUUGCAGAGAGUGCGCUUGUGAGAACCGAUGGCGGUUGCUCCUAGGAAACCUUUGCAAAGCAGGCAAGUGGGAUCUCUUCUCAUUUUUCUGUGCAUAUCUGUGGGGGGUGCGACAACCAUCCGCUAUUCGGUGGCGGAGGAGAUGGAGAGCGGCUCCUUCGUGGCCAACGUGGCUAAGGACCUAGGGCUGGAGGUAGGGAAGCUGGCUGCGCGCGGCGCUCGGCUCGUUUCCGAGGGCAACAAACUGCAUUUCCGCCUCCACCGCAAGACAGGGGAUUUGUUCGUGAAAGAGAAACUGGAUCGGGAGUCACUCUGUGGCAAAGCCGACCCGUGUGUUCUGCACUUUGAAAUAGUCCUGGUGGAGCCGCUGCAGUCCUUCCGUGUCGAGGUCAGGGUAUUUGAUAUCAAUGACAAUGCCCCAAUUUUCCUAAACAAGGAGCCGCUUUUAAAGAUCCCGGAGAGCACCCCCUUGGGUUCACGUUUUCCUCUUCAGAGCGCCCAGGAUCUGGACGUGGGCCUCAAUGGUCUCCAAAACUACACCCUGAGCGCCAACGCGUAUUUCCACCUGCACACCCGCUUCCGCAGCCACGGACCUAAAUAUGCCGAGCUGGUGCUGGAUAAGCCCCUGGAUAGAGAGGAGCAGCAUCAAGUCAACUUGACGAUUACAGCUGUGGACGGUGGGUCCCCGCCCAAGUCUGGCACCGCCCACAUUCGGGUGGUGGUUCUGGACGUCAACGAUCACGUGCCCCAGUUCUCGCGACUGAUGUACCGCACUCAGGUACCAGAGAAUAGCGCCAAUGGUUCUUUGGUGGCCACGGUGACAGCUGUGGACCUAGAUGACGGCACCAACAAGGAUAUCACUUACUCUUUAGCUCAAAACCCAGAAGCAAUUCUCCAGACGUUUCAGAUUGACUCUCAAAGUGGAGAGGUUCGACUAAGAGGGCUCCUAGAUUUUGAAGCUAUUGAAACAUACGACAUUGACAUUCAAGCUACCGAUGGAGGAGGCCUCUCCGCCCACAGCAAAGUCCUGGUAGAAGUGGUGGAUGUGAACGACAAUCCUCCUGAAGUGAUGGUCUCGUCUGUGUCCAGCCCUCUCCCUGAGGACUCGCCACUACAGACUGUCGUGGCCCUUUUCACUAUCCGAGACCGGGACAUUCGAGUGGGAGGAAAAAUUACCUGUUUCCUCAAAGGAGACCUUCCCUUUGUAGUCAAACCUACAUUCCGGAAUUCCUACUCGCUGGUCACUGACAGAGGCUUGGAUCGGGAGGCGGUCUCAGGCUAUAAUAUCACCCUCGUGGCCAUGGAUGCUGGACCACCCAGCCUGUCCACGGAGACUGUGAUAGAGGUGCUAAUAUCUGACAUUAAUGACAAUCCUCCAGUAUUUCAGGAAGAUUCCUACAUCUUGACUGUUCGAGAAAACAACAGCCCUGCGGUUUUUAUUGGCAAAGUCCAUGCUGAGGAUCUAGAUUUGGGUGAGAAUGCCCAAAUGACAUAUUCCCUGCUGCCUCCAAAAAGUGGAGAUCUAUCAGUCUUUGCUUACAUCUCCAUAAAUUCAGACAAUGGGAAGCUCUAUGCAUUGAGAACCAUGGAUUAUGAGGCCAUUCAAGAUUUUCAAUUUGUGGUAAAGGCAACAGAUGGGGGUUUCCCAUCACUGAGUAGCCAAGUUACUGUCAAAGUUGUUGUUUUGGAUGACAAUGACAACCGUCCAAUGAUCUUGUACCCACUGCAGAAUGGCACCUUGCCCUGCAAUGACCUGGUGCCCAGGUCUGCGGAGGCAGGCUACCUGGUGACCAAAGUAGUGGCUGUGGAUGGUGACUCAGGUCAGAAUUCUUGGCUUUCCUACCAUCUAUUUAAGGCCACUGACCUUGGCUUAUUUUCUGUUCAACAACAAAAUGGAGAAAUUCAUACAUUACGGCAGAUUUCUGAGAGAGACCCCAUGAUGCAGAAAUUGAUCAUUCUUGUUCAGGAUCAUGGCCAACCAGCUCUCUCCACUACUGCUUCACUCAACAUCCUGCUGGUAGAUGGCUUUUCAGAGCCCUACCUGCAGUUCCAGGAUCCAUCCAAGCAUUCUAGAAAGGUAAAUCCAUCCACUAAAUAUUUGGUCAUUUCUCUGGCUGUGCUUUCCUUCCUCUUUCUCCUCUCUGUCACAGUGAUCUUUGUUAUACACAUCUACCAAAAGAUUAAAUAUAGAGAAAAGUUCACAAUUCAAGAGCAUUUCUAUGAUGACUGUAAUUUCCCUAACAACCUGGUAAACGGAGGAGGCAAUGGAUCCUUAUCCCGGCCUUUUCCACAUGAAAUGUGUUCAGCCACCGGCACUGGCAAUAGUGAGUUCCGGUUUCUUAAGCGCUUUAUGCCCAACUUCCCUUUCCCUCAUGCCACUGGAGAGAUAAAAACAGAGACUGGCUCCAGUUUACCUCCAGAUUCUAAUAGAAAUAAGUCUCGGAGAUCAGAGGGACAUGCCCAGGUAUCUGAUGACUAUAUGUAGCUCAUGUUUAUAGCCCUCAGUGAGAGAAUA
Lemur catta (Ring-tailed lemur) is the source of this 2576-nucleotide messenger RNA. It is a transcript of the gene PCDHB1, whose product is annotated as protocadherin beta 1. Gene Ontology annotation, biological process: homophilic cell-cell adhesion. Lineage: Eukaryota; Metazoa; Chordata; Mammalia; Primates; Lemuridae. Bases 90 to 2546 code for a protein of 818 amino acids. Gene Ontology annotation, molecular function: calcium ion binding. The record is from RefSeq and is a predicted model, not a curated record. Gene Ontology annotation, cellular component: plasma membrane. The transcript has a single exon.